Messenger RNA from Hydra vulgaris (swiftwater hydra), 8386 nucleotides. RefSeq names its product E3 ubiquitin-protein ligase HECTD1. Gene Ontology annotation, biological process: anatomical structure development; protein K63-linked ubiquitination; proteasome-mediated ubiquitin-dependent protein catabolic process. Lineage: Eukaryota; Metazoa; Cnidaria; Hydrozoa; Anthoathecata; Hydridae. The record is from RefSeq and is a predicted model, not a curated record. Gene Ontology annotation, cellular component: nuclear speck. Gene Ontology annotation, molecular function: protein binding; ubiquitin protein ligase activity.
UUUUUUUGAUAAUUUAUGAUUUAGUAAUAAUAAAGUAAAAUGUUGUGAUCGAGUUGAAAAUGUCAGAAAUUGAUCCUGAAAUAUUAUUGGAGUGGUUGUCAAUGGGCAAUGGAGAUGAAAGAGAUAUGCAAGUGAUUGCACUCGAACAGCUAUGUAUGCUCUUGUUAAUGUCAGAUAACGUUGAUCGAUGUUUUGAAAGUUGCCCUCCUCGCUCUUUUUUACCAGCUUUAUGUCAUAUUUUCAUGGAUGAAACUACACCUGAUAGUAUCUUAGAAGUAACAGCUCGUGCAAUAACAUACUAUCUAGAUGUAUCUGCUGAAUGUUCACGACGUAUUGUUACAGUUGAUGGAGCUGUUAAAGCUAUUUGUGCAAGACUUGUAUUGGUAGAUGUAACUUCUCGAACAAGUAAAGAUCUAGCUGAGCAAUGUGUUAAAGUACUAGAGCUUAUGUGCACCAGAGAAGCUGGUGCUAUUUAUGAGGCUGGUGGUUUGGGUAGCAUGUUGACAUUUAUUCGAGAGUAUAGCACACAUAUUCAUAAAGACACACUUCAUUCUGCUAUGUCUGUAGUGGCAAGAUUGUGUGGAAAGAUGGAAACAACAGAUGAAACUUUAGAAUCAUGCACAGAUUCCUUAUCAAAAUUGCUUCAUCAUACUGACAACUAUGUAGCAGAUUCAUCAUUAAAAUGUUUUGCUUGUGUCACUGAUCGUUUUAUAAGGCGUGGUGUUGACCCUGCACCUUUAGCCAAACAUGGACUUACUGAUGAGCUUAUUAAAAAGUUAAUAAGCGCUGCAACAUCUUGCAGUUUAAAUGCACCCAAUAAUCUCAAUUCUGGCAUGUCAGAAGUACGCAAUAGCUCUGGAAAUGUCUCUAUCAUUGUUAGUGUUUUGUUAAUGCUCUGUCGUGGAUCACCUAGUGUAACUCACGAUUUGUUGCGAUCAAAUCUUCUUGAAGCAAUUGAAACUGCAAUGAAGGGAGAUGAACGCUGUGUUCUUGACAUUAUGAGAUUAGUUGAUUUUCUUCUGAUUCUUCUCUUUGAAGGCAGAGAUGCUCUACCAAAGUCUUAUCCAUCAGUUGCUCGAGGACAAGUAAGUAGCUCAAGAAAAGCAGAAGUUAGUGGUGAAAAAUCUCAUCGUCACUUGAUUGAUUGUAUACAAAGUAAAGACACUGAAGCUCUCAUUGAAGCUGUAGAAUCAAAUGCAUUCGAUGUAAACUUUAUGGAUGAUGUUGGGCAAACUUUGCUAAACUGGGCAUCAGCCUUUGGAACAUUAGAAAUGGUUGAAUAUCUUUGUGAAAAAGGUUCUGAUGUGAAUCGUGGACAGAGAUCAUCUUCAUUGCAUUAUGCUGCCUGUUUUGGAAGACCUGCAGUAGCUAAAGUUCUUCUAAAAUACGGUGCUAAUCCUGAGUUACGCGAGGAAGAUGGAAAAACACCUUUGGAUAAAGCUCGUGAAAGAAAUGAUGAAGGACACAAAGAAGUUGUGAGAAUACUUCAAACUCCUGGUGAAUGGAUAGGUUCAUCAAUUGCUAAACAAAAUAAAAAUGGAGAGACAACAGAAGAUGCUAGUUUAUCAAAAGAAAAACUUUCUGCUGUUGAGACUUUAGGAUUAGAAGAAAAGAUUAAAGGUGACCCUGAAAUGGCACCUGUUUAUAUGAAGAAAUUAGUUCCUGUCUUUGCUUCAACUUACCAGAAUACUUUAGUAUUAUCAAUAAAAAAAGCAACAUUAUCAGUAUUACGGAAAAUAAUUAAUUUUAUACCUUCAUCUCUAAUGGCAGAGGUAGCAUCAGGAAAUGUUGCUGCACAAUUAACUGACGUCAUAGCAACAGCACUUUCUAUUGAGGGUGAUGAUGAAGGUCACAUCACUGCUUUUUACUGUGUUCAAGAUAUGAUGAGCAAAGGAGAAGGAAUAUUUCUUAUUCAUUUUGUAAGGCUUGGUGUAUUACAAAAAAUAACUGAAAUUGCGAGCGAGUUAGAUAACCAACAUCAAGAGCAACUAAUUGAUUCAAAUUUGUCUAAAAUAGUUGAACCAGCUAUUCCACUUGAGGAUGCAGUAAAGCUGCAGCAUAGUCAUGCAUACCACUGGCACGAAUGGUGUAUAGCAAAAGGUCGUGACUGCCUUUAUUUAUGGAGUGAUUUUUGUGCAAUAGAGUUAUCUAAUGGUAGUAAUGGGUGGUUUAGAUUUGUCCUUGACAACAAGCUUGCAACAAUGUAUUCUAGUGGCAGUCCAGAAGUUGGCUCAAGCACCUCAGAAAGCAGAACCGAGUUUUUAGAUAAAUUACAAAAAGUUAGAAGCGCUAUACCAUCUACUGUUGUUAGUCAACCAAUUCUAUCUAAAGUAGGAGUUCCUGCUAUAACAGUUGGGAAUUGGACAUUAUCUUGUCAGGUGGAGAAUCAGUUAAGUAUUGUUAACACUGAUGGCCAACAAACCACUAUUUUGAAAGAAGAUCUUCCUGGUUUUUUGUUUGAAUCUAAUCGUGGAACCAAGCAUACUUUCACAGCUGAAACAUCAUUGGGUCCUGAUUUCGCAUACUCCUGGAAUAAUAAAUCAGGGAAAAGGUUUCAAUCAAAAAAAGCCCAAACUCGAAUGAAGCUUGUGUUAAUGGCUCACAACAUCUAUUGUAAGUACUUUAAAAAUGCAGAUAUGACACCACAUGGCUCUAUUGCAACACUGAAUAAGAUCAGCAAGAUUUUGAAUGAUUCUCUGAUGUUAAAUGAGAAUUCAAGUGAUAGUUACAAAGAGAUUCUUCACAAGUGUUUACAAGAACUUUUAACAUUACUUCAGGAUGAACCUAUGCUUUCUGCUUAUGAAAUUCAAACUAGUGGUUUAGUCACUGCUUUAAAUAAUUGCUUAAACAAGGCUUUUUCUACUUCAACAUUUCUUAAAGAAAACUCAAGUGUUGUGGACACAUUCAAACAAGUUUUUUUUGCUGAUUUAAAUAACAGAAAUAAUUGUGUUAGUCCUGCUGUAAUACUUGUGAAGAAGUUAAUAAUGGUGUUAGAGUCCUCUGAAAAACUCCCUGUUGUAACAUAUGAAAGCAUUGGUGGUGGAUCAUGUUUGCAGAUUUUAUUACGGCGCCUUCGAUUUAAACUUGAUUGUGGAAGUCAUUCAAUAAAUUUAAUCGACAAGUCAGGCCGAUACAUCAAAAUGGAACCUUUAACUACUGUUAAAGAAGUUGAAAAAUUUCUGAACAAAAUGGUUGCAAAACAAUGGUUUGACUUUGAGCGACAAUCAUUUUCUUUUGUCAAGCAAUUCAAAGAAAGUUCAUCUCCUAUUUUAUUUGAAUAUGAAAAUGAUUUUGAUGAAAAUGGAAUAAUCUAUUGGCUAGGAACAAAUGGAAAGUCUGUGAAGGAAUGGGUUAAUCCGGGAUCUCAUAAUAUAGUUUUAAUUAGCUCAUCAGAAGGCAAAGAUCUUCCAUAUGGUCAUCUAGAAGAUAUAAUUGGCAGAGAUUCUGCACCAGUCAACUGUCAUACAAAUGAUGACAAGGCAGCAUGGUUUUCUAUUGACCUAGGAGUUCAUGUAAUCCCUACAGCUUAUACCCUACGUCAUGCUCGAGGAUAUGGGAGAUCUGCUCUUCGUAAUUGGCUGUUUCAAGUAUCCAAAGAUGGUGUCUCCUGGUUGACUUUAAAAAAGCAUGAAAAUGAUGAAAGUCUAAAGGAACCAGGUUCAACAACAACAUGGCCACUUGAUAUGCCAGAUUCAGCAUUGAAUGAAACAGAAGGUUGGCAUUUUGUACGUCUACAACAAAAUGGACCAAAUGCUAGUGGACAGACACAUUACUUGUCAGUUUCUGGUUUUGAACUUUAUGGAAAAGUUACUGGUGUGCUGGAGCAAUUACAUGACAUUAAUGUUUCAUCUCAUCGAGAAGAUUUUCAUAAGAAAAACAAAACUUUGCCAUUAAGUCGCAAUACCUCACUUGGGAAUAAGGAAAGAUCUGAUUGGAAGUCACUUAGGCAACGCUCUUGUUUAAAGACAAAAGCAAACAAAAAAGAUUCUGAUUGGGUUGAUGUUUCCUGGGCAGAAAAUUUCACAUCUAAAACAAAUUUAGAGAAUAAUUUUAAUGUUAAAGUUGUAGAUAUUUCUGAUCCGCAUGUACAAGUUGCAAUGCUGGAAGCAGAGAAGAGGCAUAAAAAUGAAAGCAAUAAAUAUAGACAAACAACAUUGGAUAGUGCUCUGCGACAAGUGGUAAUGUCAUUUGGUAAACAUUCAUUAAAUGAUAAUCAAUCAGCUGGAAAAAAUAGCAAUUCAAACAGAAAUGAAGAUCAAAAACAAGUAGGUUCUCGUUUAGACAUUGCCAACUUGCAGUUUUUAAUGGCUGUUGAGGAUUUGCUUGAUUCGUCUUCUUCAGAUGUUGUUGCAAAUGCAUUAGUAGAAGCUGCAUGUUUGCGUGUUGAUCAGCUUAAAACAGCUGUUAAACCUUUUCGAAAUAACUUGUAUUCAUCUAAAGGCCGACCUACUCCAACCGCUGAAGGUUCCAGGGAAAGUUCAUUGCCUGAUACUGGUGUUAACACUCCUUCUCCAAAUACUCCUCCUAAUGGAAAAAUUACAGAUUCUAUUACAGCGGAUUCUAUAGUAGAAAGUCAGGAAUCACUUUCACAAAGAAAAGAUGUGCCAAAAGAAGAAUUCACUUCUUCUUCAAGUGAUUGUCUAGCUCAAAUAAAAAAGAUCUCUUCGUCCAUUUCAGAUGUUUUUGAUUCAAUGUGCUUAAGUGAUCCUUCUGAAACUGGUGUUAGUGAAAGGUUUGCUAAUGAACAUCCUAUUGGUUCAUUUUCUGUUGCUGAGAAUAAUUUUUUAAAUGGAAAUCAGCAUAUUCCAGAAUCAAGUGCUCUGGAUCUUUUAAGCGAAACUAAUGAUGUUAAUUCGGAUACUGAUGAAGAUGAAGAAAUUGGUGAUGAGGCAGAAGUUGAUGAUGAUGAAGAGUUUGAAAAAGAGGAAAAUCAAAAUUUGGUGGAAGAUCAGAAUGAGUACAAUAGCUGUGACAGUGAAAUCAUAUCUGAAAUAAAAAGUGAUGAAAUUAUUAACAAAAACCCACACCAAACAGGUGCAGAAGAAAAGAGUCUUACAGAUGAGAUGUACAACGAAACCAUAAGGUCAGCUUUAAAGUUAUUGUCUGGUGAGUUAACAAAUGAAAGCAAUAAUAGGAUAGCAGAGUUGAUGAACAAUAUUGCUAAAGACAAGCAAGACAAGCGCAAUACUCAAUCAACUGAUUGUACAACUCAAGAAAGUGAACCUCAAAUUGAUGAUAUUAAAGAGAGUAACAAAGUUGAACCAGAAAAUAUAAGUCUUAAUGAGAAUGAAAAUAAGAAAACUGUUUUAGAAAUAAAAGUUAAACCAAAAAUUGCUCUCAAUUCAAAAUCUACAGCUAAAGAAAUUUCAGAAAAAACACAAGAAGAUGAGGACAAUGAACUUUAUACUUUAGAAGAAAUGUUGCAAGAACACUCUGAUAAAAAAAUGUUACAAGAACACUCUGAUAAAGAAAUGUUACAAGAACACUCUGAUAAACUUAAAAAAAUAGAAAGUAAAAAUCUUCAAAGUAAUGUGAAGAAAGAUGAUGGCAAUGAACAAGAAGGAAAUGAUAUCGAAAGUAUGGAAGUGGAUGAUGAUAAUGAGGAAGAUGAAGAUUUUGAUGAAGAUGACAUUGAAAAUGAGGAUGAUCAAGAUGAGGUGUAUGAGCCAUUGAAUGGUGGGCGAUUAGAGCGUCAUUAUGAUCAUCAACGCCGUAUUUGGGACAAUGAUCUUGUUAUAAAGUGUCACCAUAAUGCAUUAGUUCCUGCAUUUGAUCCACGACCUGGUAGAGUCAAUGUGCAACAAACUCAAGAUAUACAAAUUCCUGAUAAUACAGAAGAGUUUAAAAAAUGUUCAUUAAGCAACUCUUCUAAAAUCAGACUGUUUCUUCGAGGUUUUUCUGCAGCAGGUGGUCAAGAAAUUGAAAUUCCACUUGACAAUCCUGAAGCUACUGUUUUUUCGUAUUUGCAGACUUUAGUGUUACAUGGAGUCACAGGAGCAAAUGUUACUGAUAAACUUAGGAAAGUGUGGGAACCAAUAUACACAAUAAUAUACAAAUCAACAGAAAACAAUUUAACAGAUGAUUCUAUAGAAAAAGAUAAAAAAGAAACUUGUCUUUACUCAUCAAAUAUAAAAUGGACAGUUGAAUAUGUAAAAGAAAACAUUGGCAGCUUAGAGUUACCUAAAAGUGAUGUUAUAAAUUAUUUACAACAAAAUGGUACCAAUGAGUUCUUAAAAAAAUGGAAACUUGUAGGAAGUGCAAGGAUGUGUAGAAGACAACGAAAUUGUGCAACAUUAUUUGCUGCUUAUAAGGACUAUGCCAAAUUUAAACAUCAAGAAGAACUUGAAAGUUUGGAUACAGAAAAUAAACCAUUAAAAAUUGAAAAACCUGCUCAAAAAUCGAUUGAUGAUCUUGCUUCAAUCCAUCAUGUUCUUGAUGUAAUUAAAUCAAUGUUUCGACUAUCAGAGGAAUUUAUUGAUAAUGAGUCUGGUUAUGCAGUCGCUGAUGAUUAUCUCUCUAAGAAGCUUACAAAUAAGUUGAUGCAACAAAUUCAGGAUCCAAUUGCUUUAACAACAGGCUCUUUUCCACUGUGGUGUGAAUAUCUAGUAAUCAAUUAUCCCAUGUUAUUUCCAUUUGAAACCAGAAAAUUAUUUUUUAGGGCAACAGCGUUUGGUUGUUCAAGAUCUAUUGUGUGGCUUCAGAAUAUGCAAGAUGCUGCACUAGAGAGGUCACGAGGACAUCCAACUCGUAGACUUGAGACACAGGAAUUUAGGCUUGGCAGGUUAAAGCAUGAACGAGUAACUGUACCACGCGGACAAAAUCUUCUGGAAACAGCGAUUAAGUUGAUGAACUUUCAUGCAGAAAGAAAAGCUAUUUUAGAGGUAGAGUUUGAAGGUGAAGAAGGCACUGGACUCGGUCCAAGUUUAGAGUUUUAUGCACUUGUUGCCUUAUCAAUACAACUUAAUGAUCUAUCGCUUUGGGUUACGACGGAUCAGUUAUCAUCACAUAUUGAUGAUUCCGAUACUAUGCUGGAAGUUAAUAAAUAUUGUUCGCAUCCCAAUGGUUUGUUUCCCGCUCCAUACCCUCAAAACUCUGAACGAAUGGACAGUAUAUGUAAUUUGUUCACUUUCUUUGGAGUUUUUCUAGCAAAAUGUUUGCAAGACAAUCGUCUUAUAGAUUUGCCGCUUUCCCAACCUUUCUUUAAAAUGCUUUGUGCUGCAAAAGGUAAAUAUUCGCGUAUGUGUAGAACAUUAUCGAAUGCAUCUGAUAUAAGUAGCGUCAUGUAUACAGAUGGUGUUCACAGUUAUGAUGAGCUAUCUGAUGAUGUUUUCGAUAUAAAAGCUGAUGGCACUGAUAAACUUGAUUCUCAUUAUUUUAGUGAUGUUCUUACAUAUAAUGACUUUGAAAAAAUACAUCCAGACAAAGCUGUUUUUAUUAAAGUUCUUUGUACCUAUAUAAAUAAACGAAAAGCUAUCAUAAACGAUGUUACGUUAAGUAGUGUAGAGAAAAAUGAACAGCUUGAAAAGUUAAUGAUUGUUUCUGAGCAUGGACACGAGUGCAAACUUGAAGAUAUUGGCCUUACAUUUGAAUAUGUUCCGUCCUCUUCAAUAUAUGGGUUUCAUUCUGUAGAACUAAAACCAGGCGGUGCGAACGAGCUAGUUACGGGUGAGAAUGCAGAAGAAUAUAUAAAGUUGCUCCUAGACUUCACAAUGCAUCGCGGGAUUGCACAACAACUGGAGGCUUUUAAAGAUGGUUUUAAUCGUGUGUUUUCAAUUGAAAAAUUACAUGCGUUUAAACCAAAAGAGCUACAACUAAUGCUUUGUGGUGAGCAAAAUCCACAAUGGACGCGCGACGAGUUAAUGAACUUCACUGAACCAAAAUAUGGUUACCAUAAAGAAAGUCCUGGUUUCCUGCGAUUCAUCAAUGUGUUGUUGGAUAUGAAUGGAAAAGAACGGAAGGAAUUUUUACAAUUUGCCACCGGUUGUUCUUCGCUUCCUCCGGGAGGUAUAUCUAAUCUAUAUCCUCGAUUAACCGUUGUCAAAAAAGAAGACGAAGGUGAUGGUAGCUUUCCUUCUGUAAAUACUUGCGUUCAUUAUUUAAAGUUACCAGAAUAUUCCUCUGAACAAUUACUCAAAGAGAAACUUCUAGCUGCUACUAAAGAGAAAGGUUUUUAUCUUAACUGAAAAAUUCAAUUUUAACAGUUCUUCGGAAUUUUUGUGUGUGUGCUAGCUAGCUAAACGUUGCAUUUUCUGUAUAUUAAUGUAAGUUAUUAAUAUUACUAACAAAGCAUCAAAGUUUGACACCACUUGUAUAUUUUUGACGCCACUUGUAUAUUUUUGUCUUUUGAUAAAUAUUUUUAAAAAAUAUUUUGUUUUAAAAUUGUUGU